Messenger RNA from Mesoplodon densirostris (Blainville's beaked whale), 1672 nucleotides. It is a transcript of the gene ADK, whose product is annotated as adenosine kinase. NCBI's taxonomy places the organism in Eukaryota, Metazoa, Chordata, Mammalia, Artiodactyla, Ziphiidae. Gene Ontology annotation, cellular component: nucleus; cytosol. The transcript has 11 exons. The coding region runs from base 574 to 1578 and encodes 334 amino acids. The record is from RefSeq and is a predicted model, not a curated record. Gene Ontology annotation, biological process: purine ribonucleoside salvage. Gene Ontology annotation, molecular function: adenosine kinase activity.
AGGGUGACUGUGCCUGCUGCUAACCAGGGACCACGUGGGGUUGCGCGACCGAGGCGCCGGGUGGUAUCCUCACCGCCGGCAUGGGGCCAACUCACAGAACCGGUUGCUCGGGUAGCUGCCCUCCUGGCUGCGACCCUUUGCCCAGCGCCCGCCCAGUUUGGCCGAGUCGCCGCCGGCUCCGGAGACGCUCCGCCGCCCUUGGCCAAUCAGAACGCCGGCCGGGGGUGCAGAGCCGUCUUUGGGCAGGCUGCGGGCGCCACGUGGGACCCCGCCCGCGCUGAGCUGGUGCGACCCAGGAGGACCGGACCCGACCUGAGCCGAGUCACUUGCGGAGACCUCCUCUUCCCUGAGGGAUGUCGAGGAGAAUGCCCAGCGACAGCUCUACCCUGGGGCAAAGACAGAAUUCUUGGGAUUUUUCGUAAAGGUCGCGGAAGGGCGCCUUGACCUUCCUUUUCGUACGUACAUCGAACCGAAUGGUGUUAUCUUUGGAGACCCUCUACCGGGGACCAAGACUCCCCCUCCGAGGCUUUGCGGAGGUGGCAUUUGCCUGAACGUGAAAAUAUUCUCUUUGGAAUGGGAAAUCCUCUUCUUGACAUCACUGCUGUGGUGGAUAAGGAUUUCCUUGAUAAGUAUUCUCUUAAACUGAAUGACCAAAUCUUGGCUGAAGAGAAACACAAGGAACUGUUUGAUGAACUUGUAAAAAAAUUCAAAGUUGAAUAUCAUGCUGGUGGCUCUACCCUGAAUUCAAUUAAAGUGGCCCAGUGGAUGAUUCAGCAGCCACACAAAGCAGCAACAUUUUUUGGAUGCAUCGGGAUAGAUAAAUUUGGGGAGAUCCUGAAGAAAAAAGCUGCCGAAGCCCAUGUGGAUGCUCAUUACUAUGAACAGAAUGAGCAGCCAACAGGAACUUGUGCUGCAUGCAUCACUGGUGGCAACAGAUCCCUUGUAGCUAAUCUUGCUGCUGCCAAUUGUUAUAAAAAGGAAAAACAUCUUGAUAUGGAGAAAAACUGGAUAUUGGUAGACAAAGCAAGAGUUUAUUAUAUAGCAGGUUUUUUUCUCACAGUUUCCCCAGAGUCAGUUUUAAAAGUGGCUCACCAUGCUUCUGAAAACAACAGAAUUUUCACUUUGAAUCUGUCUGCACCAUUUAUUAGUCAGAUCUACAAGGAAUCAUUGAUGAAAGUUAUGCCUUAUGUUGACAUACUCUUUGGAAAUGAGACGGAAGCUGCCACUUUUGCUAGAGAGCAAGGCUUUGAGACUGAAGACAUUAAAGAAAUAGCCAAAAAGACACAGGCUCUUCCAAAGGUGAACUCAGAGAGGCAGCGAAUCGUGAUUUUCACCCAAGGGAGAGAUGACACCAUACUGGCUACAGAAAGUGAAGUCACUGCUUUUGCUGUCUUGGAUCAAGACCAGAAAGAAAUUGUUGAUACCAAUGGAGCUGGAGAUGCAUUUGUUGGAGGUUUUCUGUCUCAGCUGGUCUCUGACAAGCCCCUGACUGAAUGCAUCCGUGCUGGCCACUAUGCCGCGAGUGUCAUAAUUAGGAGGACUGGCUGCACCUUUCCUGAGAAGCCAGACUUCCACUGAUGAAAAAGCAGGAAACCGCAGCCCAGGAGUACAGACACUGCCUUGAUGGCUUCCUGAGAAUUCCCAUAUUAAUAAAGAAGAAAAUUAAAUGCUA